AUGGAUUCCAAUGUUCCCAAGGAGUUAAAACCCAGUUUGGGUAUGAUAUUUAAAGAUCCUGAAGAGGGUCUUAGUUUUUAUAAAGCAUAUGCAAAUGCCGCUGGGUUUACUUCUAGGAAAUCUACUACUAAAAGGAAGAAGAAUAACAAAGAUAUAAUUGCUUUUCAAUAUGGAGUUUGCAAUAAGGAAGGUUUUAGGGCAAUAAGAAAACCUAUUGCUCAACAAACAGUUUAUGAAGAAGGAAAAGUUCAUAUUACUAGGAAACGUUUAGUCACUCGUGUAGGAUGCAAUGCUCACAUAUGUAUGAGAUAUGAUGCUGGAAAGUAUGUUGUAACUCAUUUCAAAGAAGAACAUAAUCAUCUUUUAUAUACUCCAAGUUGUGCAAAAUUUCAGAAGGAUAAUAGAAAAAUGCAUAUUAUGCAUAAAAAGUUGAUUGUUGAUAAUUCAAAGGUAAAUGUUGGUCCUGUGAGGUCUUAUACUAUGAUGAAAGAAUUAGCUGGAUCACAUGAUAAUGUUGGUGCAUCUAAACAAGAUUUCAAAAAUUUUUAUAGAGAUUUGAAGGCUUAUAUUGAUGGAUCAGAUGCCCAAAUGUUUGUGGAUAAUUUUCAAAAUAAGAAAGUGCUUUGGAGUGCAUUUUUUUUUUCCUAUGAUGUUGAUGAAGAAGAUAGACUUUGUAGAGCUUUAUGGGCUGAUCCAAUCUGUCGAAAAAAUUAUGCACUUUUUGGUGAUAUGGUUUCUUUUGAUACCACAUUCAAAACAAACAGAUAUAAUAUGAUCUUUGGUCCAUUUACUGGAGUUGAUCAUCAUAAAAAAUGUGUUACUUUUGCGGAUUCUUUUGUAGCUCAUGAGGAUAUAUCAUCUUUUGAAUGGGUUUUCAAAACUUUUCUUAAAGCAAUGGGAAAUAACGAGCCUAUUGAGCCGGCAGAAUUUGAAGAAAAGUGGAACAAAGUUAUUUCAGAAUUCCAUUUGAACGAUCAUGAAUGGUUGGCAUACAUGUACAACAUACGUGAUAUGUGGAUUCCAGCGUAUUUCAGAGAUUUAUUUUUGGGUGGCAUUAUGAGAACCACAUCUAGAUCAGAAAGUGAAAAUAAUUUUUUCACUAUGUUCACAAAUCCCCAUCUCACUUUGAUUGAGUUCUACAUGAGGUUUGAAUGUGCAUUGAAUGCUCAAAGGCACACUCAAAAUAAAAUGGAUAAUGAUUCGAAGAAUAAGCGUCCGGAGUGUAAGACUCCAAUUCCUUUAGAGAAAGAUGCUUCUGAAUUGUUUACAACAACAAUUUUCUAUGAAUUUCAAUAUGAGCUUGAAAUUGGAUGUUUUAAUUGUGGUGUUGAGGAGAUGAAGAAGGACAAUGAGCUUUACAUUUUCAAUUUGAGGGAAGGAACUAGAAGGAGGACUUUUGAUGUUGUUUUUGAUCCAACUACCUUUGAUACCAAGUGUUUUUGUAAAAAAUUUGAACGUGAUGGUGUGCCUUGUAGGCAUAUGAUUUGGGUGUGGAAGGCAAGGAUGUUAGAAAAAAUUCCCAAGGCCUACAUUCUAAAUAGAUGGUGUACAAUGGCUUAUAAGAAGCCCAUUUUUGAUUUAGAGGGUAAUGUGUUGGAGGAAUGUAUUAAUGCAGUAGAUAAGAAAAUGUUAUUAAAUGAUUUGUGGUCUGAAAUUCAUGCUUGUGUGAGUUUAGUGCAAAACAAUGAAUAUGAUCUUAGUGAUCUUGUCAAAAAACUUCGAGCCAUGAGGGUAGAUUUGGAACAGAAGAAAACAAAUGGAAGCAACAAUCUUUCGAGCAAAGUUAAAGACAUUGAAAUGCUUAUUGGAGCUAGUUCAUGUUCCAAAUCAGGUAAAUGUUCCAAAUGA
Messenger RNA from Chenopodium quinoa (quinoa), 1848 nucleotides. Its product is annotated as protein FAR1-RELATED SEQUENCE 5-like. The record is from RefSeq and is a predicted model, not a curated record. Lineage: Eukaryota; Viridiplantae; Streptophyta; Magnoliopsida; Caryophyllales; Amaranthaceae. The transcript is spliced from 6 exons. Gene Ontology annotation, biological process: regulation of DNA-templated transcription. The coding region runs from base 1 to 1848 and encodes 615 amino acids. Gene Ontology annotation, molecular function: zinc ion binding.